ACAUGAAGAUGCUGCUCAGCUUUGUGCUCCUCUCCGUCCUCGUCCCUUCAGGGCUGUCACUCUCUUGCUAUGUGUGCAAUUCUGUGCCGACUAAUGAAGAUUGCAACGGCAGCAACAACACUCAGAUGUGUUUGGCGCCAUUGGACAUAUGCAUGACUGUCGUCGACAUUGCAGGCACUAAGAAAGCCAUAUCAAAGUCGUGUGCCAGUAAGGCGACCUGCAACGGGGCGGCCGGGUCCGCCUCGGUCGACUCCAACGGGAACGGGAACACCGUGAACUGCUGCAACAUCUUCAACUUAUGUAACUUCAGCGGAGCAGAGUCCAUGCACACACACACCACCCUGCUGCUGCUGCUGCUGACUGCAGCUGCUUUAUUACUGCUGUCACACUGAGUCAGCGGGUCGUACGACCAAUGCUGUCAGACGAUAUGGGAGUUACACUGCUGCUCUGUAUAGAAAAGUAUUUUUAUAAAUGUCUAUGUCUCAAUAGUGAUUUUAUGUAAUGUAUGCUCUUUAGUUGGAGUUACGCUUUAAACACACACAUCUUCUUAUUAAGACUGUCUUCACAAGUAUAAUAUAUUACAUCCUGACCUUCCUAUGAAUACUGAUUAAUAUAUGUGAAAGCCUUCAUAGAUAAUGCAAUAGGCUAUGGCUCUUAUAUAUUUCCUUUGAAAUCUGAGGAAUUUCAGGCUGUACUAUUCUUACAAAACUACAGCUCAAAAAUGAAUUCAGAGGGUCAUAAUCUCAUAAACUAUGCAGCAGUUUGUCUUGCCUAUAUGCAACCUUACAUUUUAUAUGCAGAAUUUUCUAGGAAGACCUCAUUCUCCCUUUUGAAAACUUUACUGCAAUUACGGGAUUACCAAAUUCUAAUUUUUGGUAAUAAAAGACUUCAAAUAAUUCCUAUUCCUGAUACAAAAUUGCAACUUUGAAACCAGAGGAGGACAUUUUCAGGUUUUACAAUUAAUUUAAAUCUGUGUAAAACUUCUAGAAUUGAAGGUUUGAAGGCAACCCAAAUAACUUAAAGUAACCCAUUGUAGAACUUACAAGUAAGUAAGAAAAUGCAUUUAAAUGAGAAAAAUAAAAUGGUCUUCAUCAAAGUGACUCUUCUCCAAAUGGCCACAUGUACAUUAGAUAACAUCUAUAUAUAGCGUAUC
Molecule: messenger RNA, 1153 nt
Organism: Gymnodraco acuticeps
Lineage: Eukaryota; Metazoa; Chordata; Actinopteri; Perciformes; Bathydraconidae
Product: prostate stem cell antigen-like
Exons: 3
Coding region: 3-392 (129 amino acids)
Source: RefSeq, a predicted model, not a curated record